CCGCGAUCACUGAAAGUUUAUGGAACUGCACCACCUGCUUAUGUAAAAUUCAUAGAUGAAUCGUGGACCUUUCCAUCUCUUCCAACUUACCGAAAGUAACAUAGUCCCUGAUCAACGAUGACCACACAGGCAAGGGCAUACACAUCUGCGCCUACUGAUGGAUCCCGGACGAUUACGCUGCGCGAUUCGCAGCCACGAUCAGAAGAUGACGCUGGUCGGUCUGGUGACUCGACGGUCGUGGGAGCUCUUAGAUUACGGGGGGAACCACGCAAGACUCGUCAGCGAGUUGCAUGGGAUGAAGAUGUGAUUGACAACGAGGGAUGCGGAAAGAAAAAGUCAAAGAUCUGCUGUAUAUACCACAAGCCUCGACGGUUUGAUGAAUCGUCCGAGGAAGAAUCAUCUGAGUCAGACUCUGAUUCAAGCUGUCAGCACAGUAAUUGUCCACGUCAGAGACGGAUGCAUCAUCCCGAAGGAGACGGGCAUAGUGAGGGACUUGCUACCCGCGACGCACCUAAUGUUCAUGAACCAGAAGAAGCGGGCUCGAGUGGUAACGCGUAUGAGCGCGCUCCCAAGAGUAGAAGGAAUUAGGUUACCCGCUGCUAAUGAUAUCCUUGGUACUCUACCGAUAGUUUUGUAGAAUAUAUAAUACGUUUAUUCGCAUACCUUCUGGCAGGAGUUGAUGAAGCCUUGAGCCUACCACAUACAUUCGGAUUAUUGGUUGGACAUAUUUGAAGUAUGUUGCUCCCGGAGUCUGCAAUUCAUACAACUUGAACUUUA
This is a messenger RNA of Suillus clintonianus, 777 nucleotides long. RefSeq names its product phosphatase inhibitor-domain-containing protein. The transcript is spliced from 3 exons. The record is from RefSeq and is a predicted model, not a curated record. Gene Ontology annotation, cellular component: nucleus. Bases 118 to 588 code for a protein of 156 amino acids. Lineage: Eukaryota; Fungi; Basidiomycota; Agaricomycetes; Boletales; Suillaceae. Gene Ontology annotation, molecular function: protein serine/threonine phosphatase inhibitor activity; protein phosphatase 1 binding.